CGAUGGUGAGAGUGUCCGCGAUGGAGGGAAGCCGGCUGCUCGUUUUGACAGCCUUUGCGAUAUUUUUCGUGGAGUUUGGAACUCUGAAAUCGUUUGGCGUGCUGUUCAACCCAAUGCAAGACUCACUGCAGUGCUCGACAGCCCAGUUAGGGACCGUCGUAGGCAUGACCCACAGCCUAGGUCUUAUCUUGGCUCCUCUUACUGGUAACAUUGCACGGACAAUCGACAGUCGCUUGUGUGUGAUGGUCGGCGGAGGAUUGCUUUUCGUCGGGUUCUUGGCUACUGCGUUCGUUAAUAACAUCUAUCAGUUGGCAAUCACUCUUUCACUAACAGGUUUUGGUCUAAGUCUUGCGUACAUUCCACAACUGGUGCUCCUGCUGGUGGCUUUCCCUGAGCGUUUCUCCCUAAUGUUUGGCCUCGCUGGAAUGGGCGGCUCGCUUGGUAUGAUGGUCUGUCCACCAAUUGUCGACCUUCUGACGAUGACGUAUGGGUGGCGUGGCGCCAUGCUAAUCAUGGCUGCCGCCAGUUUCAACGUCACCGCCUUUGGAGCCAUGCAGCGGCUGCCGUCGUCAGGCUAUGAGAAACUGAAAAAAGAAGACAUCCAAAGUUUAUCUGAUGACAGACCGAGAGACAUCCGUUCCAAGCUUAGUGCCUUCGCCUCUGCAUUGGUCCAAUGGCUCUCAAUGCAUCUCUGCAUUGAACAUCCCAAGGUGCUGCUUCAUUUAACCGUAUGGCCCCUUCUGGGGGCCAUUUUCGCGGCAUGGAUGGUGUUCCUGGUUCCACACGCCAUAGCGAGGGGUAUACCUAGCGUUGAGGCUGCCUUCCUGUCGACUAUAGGGGGGAUUGGACAUCUUCUCAGUCGGGCUAUUCACCCAUUCAUCCUAGACCGCAAGCUCAUGAGUGCGUUCUGGAUGUUUGUGAUACUUAACCUCGUUAACACUGUCUCCUUUUUCCUGGACUAUGCAGCUGCAGAUAAUUAUUUGGCUCUGAUGUUGUUGGCCAGCGUAAAUGGGGCCGCAGAAGGAAUCGUCAAUUGGAUUAUUCCCUCGGUCUCAAAAGAACUCUACGAGGAAUCUGGCUAUGUCAUGGACAUUUGCAUCAUAGGUAACUGCUUAUUCGGCGCUGGGGAGAUCUUGGGCGGUUUUCUGGCGGGAGCGUUAUACGACAUGACACAGAGCUACAGUGCUUCGUUCUUCUCGCUUGGUUUCAUGGCUGCUGUAACGACGACAAUGUGCCUCAUUGAUCGGCUCGCGUCCAAGUGUUUCAAUGAAACUAACUGAUAACCAUUGGCUUUUAUUUCCAAGUAAAAUUUUCUUUUUUUCGCGAGUGGCUGUUUAUUGUGACGUCCCUUGGAAAGCGAAUCGCGGUAGUUAUUGUGUAAUGUAGCCAUGGUAUACGUU
This is a messenger RNA of Patiria miniata (bat star), 1400 nucleotides long. Its product is annotated as monocarboxylate transporter 12-like. Gene Ontology annotation, molecular function: monocarboxylic acid transmembrane transporter activity. Lineage: Eukaryota; Metazoa; Echinodermata; Asteroidea; Valvatida; Asterinidae. The transcript has 5 exons. Gene Ontology annotation, biological process: transmembrane transport. The record is from RefSeq and is a predicted model, not a curated record. Bases 3 to 1280 code for a protein of 425 amino acids.